AUGGCUCGUCAGCUGGUCCCUGCCUUCGCCUACACCGCCGUCUACGUCAAGGACGCCGCUAGGUCCGUCGCCUUCUACUCCGACGCCUUCGGCUACAAGGUCCGCCGCCUCAUGCGCCGCCACAGGUGGGGGAAGUUGGAGAGCGGGCAGACGACCAUCGCGUUCACGCCGUUGCACCAGAGGGAGACGGACGAGCGGACGGGCGCGGUCCGAACGCCGGCACGGGAGGGGGAAAGAUGCCCCGUCGAGGUCUGCUUCGACUACCCCGACGUUGAUGCGGCCUACAAAAGGGCGGUGCCGGUGAGCCCUCCCGAGGUGAAGGAGUGGGGGCAGAAGGUGGGUUACGUGCGGGACAUGGACGGCAUCGUCGUGCGCAUGGGAAGCCAUGUGGGGGACGGCACUUCUCAUGUAUGAAACCUCAGCUCACAACAGCAGCAGAAGCAGAGGAAGUGCGUGUUUGACUUCUGGUAGUGAUUCUGCGUGGAUCAGAGACGAAAUAAUUGAGGGGGUUGAAU
Molecule: messenger RNA, 515 nt
Organism: Musa acuminata subsp. malaccensis (wild Malaysian banana)
Lineage: Eukaryota; Viridiplantae; Streptophyta; Magnoliopsida; Zingiberales; Musaceae
Source: RefSeq, a predicted model, not a curated record